Messenger RNA from Brassicogethes aeneus, 2164 nucleotides. NCBI's taxonomy places the organism in Eukaryota, Metazoa, Arthropoda, Insecta, Coleoptera, Nitidulidae. The record is from the annotation of a GenBank genome assembly.
CUUUCAGCGGCGACGUUUUGUCGGGUUGGUGCAGAUGUCGCUGCUCAUAACCUCUAUAACUUGUAUUGAUUUUGACGAAUUAUAAACACUUCGCCAACAUAAAUAGGAUUUCCGAAAGGGAAAAGAAGUGCUGCGAAGUGCGAGUGUUGUGAAUAAUCUUGCCGUAACAUGUCGGAAGUAAGGAAACGAAAAGAAUCGGACGCGAAGCCGCUAGAAUCAGCUGAGAGCGAUCAUCUUGACAGUGAAGAUGAUAAAAAUGAUUUGGGGCAAGCUCCAGAUUUAUCCAAAACAAUACCAACUGGAACUGACAAAACCCCUGGCAUAUUGUCCAUAUUUUUGGACAAUUUACCUGAUAGAUGGAGAAAUUGGUUUAUAAGGGGCAUUUUUACCAUGAUUAUGAUUGUUUUCUUCUUUUUGGUCAUAUAUGGGGGACCAUUGGCUCUAAUGGUCACAACUUUGACAGUACAAGUGAAAUGUUUUCAAGAAAUUAUCAACAUUGGAUAUGCUGUGUACCGUAUCCAUGGUUUACCAUGGUUUAGGUCACUUUCAUGGUAUUUUUUGAUAACCUCAAACUACUUUUUCUAUGGAGAAAGCUUUGUGGAUUACUUUGGAGUGUUGAUUAAUAGAACUGAUUUUCUCAGGGUUUUGGUGACCUACCACCGCUUUAUAUCUUUCUGCUUGUACUGCGGCGGAUUCGUGUGGUUCGUUUUGAGCCUCGUGAAAAAAUACUACAUAAAACAAUUCUCGCUAUUCGCGUGGACGCACGUCGCACUUCUGAUAGUGGUCAUACAAUCCUACUUGAUAAUCAAAAACAUCUUCCAAGGAAUGAUUUGGUUCAUAGUCCCAGUUUCCAUGAUCAUUUGCAACGACAUUAUGGCCUACGUGUUCGGUUUCUUCUUCGGUAAAACGCCGUUAAUCAAGUUGAGUCCCAAGAAAACGUGGGAAGGAUUCAUUGGGGGAGGAAUUUCCACCGUCUUUUUUGGAUUGGGGAUUUCCUAUGUGAUGUGUCAAUACCCAUAUUUCGUGUGCCCAAUCGAAUACAGCGAGGCUACGGAACAGAUGACGGUCGAUUGCGAGCCUUCCGCGAUCUUUAGGCCUACCAGUUACAGUUUGCCCGGAUUUUUGUCACUGCUUGGAAUGCCGGAGACGAUUUCCAUUUAUCCGUUUAUGCUUCACUCCUUAUCGCUGUCUAUUUUUAGCAGCGUGAUCGGGCCUUUUGGCGGGUUCUUUGCCUCCGGGUUCAAGAGGGCAUUCAAAAUUAAGGACUUUGGUGACGUUAUUCCGGGUCACGGAGGCAUCAUGGACCGUUUCGACUGUCAAUUCUUGAUGGCAACGUUCGUCAACGUCUACAUCAGCAGCUUCAUCCAAACCGACAGCCCGCAAAAACUGCUGUCGCAAGUUUUGUACCUGAAGCCCGAGCAGCAGCUGCAGCUGUUCCACAUGCUGAAGGAAUCUCUGGAAAAUCGAAACAUCUUGGCCGGCACCCCGUAAUUAUAUUCCUUUUAUUUUAGUUUUGCCAGCCCGGUUGCCUUGAAAAAUAGGUUGUGGAACCUAAGAAUAUAUUUAUUUGGACUGAAUUUUGCAGCAGCUGGGCUAAAUAAUUAUUUAUUAUUUAUACAUAAUAAUAAAAGUAUGAAAGCGGGUCCAAAAGUUUUUGGCGUACAAAGGGUUUCCCAAUAAAUACAAAAUUGUCAUCAACAUUAAAUGAAACUUGAAUUUUGAAUAAAAGAUAGUUGGGACACUCUUUAAAAUCAAGCAUGAUAUUUACUGUUUAUCUAGAUGUUUAAAAACACCGUAUAUAUUGUAUAUUUUUAUUUUCUAGUCAUAAAAAUAUUGUUUUAAUAAUUUAUGUGCUUCCCAGUUUUACUAUACUAGUCUGAUUUACAUUAAGCACAUUAAAAAAAUGAACCUGAAAAAAGUGUUGUUCUCAAAUAAUAUUUAGUAUUUAUUUUGUACUUAUUUUACAAAAUUACCAUGCAUUUAAUCAUUAUUAAUGCUUUUAAACGUUCAUAAAGUUAUCGCAAAGAAAAUUAGCAAUCAGCAUAUCACACACAUUGUUUUAAGUUUAAUUAAAAGUCAAUUUAAAUGAUUACAGGGUAAAAUCGACUGAAUUUUUUUUUAACAAAUUGUUUAUGAAUUUUUAAAAGCAAAACAAUUCCAUUUA